AUGCCAAAUUUUACUGGAUUCCCCCCAGAUUACCUCGUCUCCUCCUCCUCCUCUGAAGUUCCACUCCUCGUCAAUGACGUGAGGCGCUUGACAGAAGCGGCCAGAGACGCAGCCACAAAACUGUACAAAGGACGGCCCAGAUACUGGAUCUUCAACUUUAACCUCGAGAACAUGCCCCACGUCAUGGUGCAAAUCAUGCUCUUCGGCGACAUCACGAAACCAGAAUCGAAUUCGCCGGAAGAUCUGGAAAGAUUGAUCAGGCAGUACAUAAAAAACAAGAUUGACCGGGAGCUACGAAAAAAGCACAAGGGCGAUGAUCCCAAGAAAGAUUAUUACACUGUAGAAGGGCGGUUGGACUAUUUGGGGGCGGCGCUGGAGGACUUGAGAUUGAUGGAGGAUCGUAUCCAUGAGGUGAAGGCAGGUCUGGUGGGGCAGAGGUUUCCAUUAAAGUAUUCGGGGUAA
Messenger RNA from Cadophora gregata, 462 nucleotides. RefSeq lists its product as uncharacterized. The record is from RefSeq and is a predicted model, not a curated record. The coding region runs from base 1 to 462 and encodes 153 amino acids. The transcript has a single exon. NCBI's taxonomy places the organism in Eukaryota, Fungi, Ascomycota, Leotiomycetes, Helotiales, Ploettnerulaceae.